AAGCGCCACAAGAAAGAAGCAAGCAAGCAAGCAAGCAAUCGAGUGCCUGACGAAUCUGUGCUGAAUGGCGCUGGCUUUUACGAAAAGAACAACCUUGCGGCUAUGAGAAAGGCUCUCAACGCCUUACCUGUCACCAUGUUCCUGUUUGCGGCUCUGGCGCCCGGUGACGCCCUGCCCUCCACCUGCCGUCCCGAGUACCAGAACCUACCGGGUGGCCUGGUGCACACGGCCUGCAAGCCUCCCAACCCAAACUGCGCCUUCAUCUCGACGGGGCUCAGCGCGGCUGAGAAGGCCGAAGUGCUUAAGGCACACAACGACUACCGAUCCCAGGUUGCCCAAGGACGACUGCCCGGGUUUCCCAGUGCUACCAAUAUGUACCGCUUGAAGUGGGACGAUGAGCUAGCUGAGGUGGCCCAGGCAUUCACGGACCAGUGCGACAACAAUCACGAUAAACCAGACCAGCGAAUGACUACCAAGUUUCCCAAAGUGGGUCAGAACAUCGCCUGGAAUUACGAGUCGACGGACACUCCAGCUGUGGACAGUGCCGGUCGCGUGAAGGAUUGGUUCGACGAGUACAAGGACUUCAGUCCUGGCAACGUUGAACCCUUCAGCGUUAGCGCUGGGCGUGUAGUCACUCAUUUUACGCAGGUUACAUGGGCAGAAACGCGGUAUCUAGGCUGUGGUUACACGCACUACAAGCUUCACCAGGACGCCGAGCCGAGCGUCCCGUUUAAGAAGCUCUACGCUUGCCAUUAUGCACCAGGUGGAAACAUUAUCGGUACGUCCAUGUACAAGAGAGGAACAGUUUGCAGCGCAUGCCCAGAAGAAACAACGUGUGAUGCUGCCAAUGGCCUGUGCAUUCGGCUUUCCGACACUCCAGGAGGACGCGGAGCACGGUAAGCCUCUCCUCGCAUCUACCGCAGGUUGGAGGGUCACUUCCGG
Messenger RNA from Dermacentor albipictus, 942 nucleotides. NCBI's taxonomy places the organism in Eukaryota, Metazoa, Arthropoda, Arachnida, Ixodida, Ixodidae. The record is from RefSeq and is a predicted model, not a curated record.